Messenger RNA from Porites evermanni, 4759 nucleotides. Lineage: Eukaryota; Metazoa; Cnidaria; Anthozoa; Scleractinia; Poritidae. The record is from the annotation of a GenBank genome assembly.
AUGGGGAAUUGCCUCGAUUGCUUAAGUCCACAACCAGAAGUGGAAAAUCCCGAUCCAGUGAGUAUUAAUGUAUGUCGUUGCUGAUCUGACAGUCCAAUGAGUCAGGAUCUAUGCAUAUUGUGUGAAAGCUUGUUAAGGUUAUGCUAAAGUAAGAACUUAAACUUAGGGCUCACUUUUGAUUAACCAAUUCUAAAAAAUACCCUAUAUCAAAAUAUAAUUUUAGAGGUUAAUGAAAAAAUAUUUUUAAAAGCUUUAAAAAAAAAGCAAACAAAUAGUGGAAAAGGUAUUGAUCAGAUCUGUCAGGUUUUAAGAUACAUCGUCACCCGGCAUGUACCUAAGUUAAAAUAUAAGCUUACUCUAUAUUUUUUAAUCUCUCUUAAUCGCUCUCAAGAAAAAAAAAAUCUUUGUCAAAACUCUCCUACCCUUAUCCAUUCUGAUUCUAAUUUCAAGUUGUGUAUUAUCUUCAAAGGGCAUGAACAUCACGACAGUAUGAAAGGGAAAUAAUGUGCGUGUUAUUUUAUUGUACUUUCAUUGUAGUUACUGUUAUGUUAAGCCUUGGGACUAUUAAAAAUAAAUUACUUUCCGCAUUUCAGGUAUCUUUGAUGCAAUAGACCUUAUUCACGACCCGCCAUCUUUACACAUGCUAAAGGACUGAUGGAAAAAGAACAAUGUCACAUGGUUUCUCAGGGGGCAAACAAAUGAUAAAAGCUGCCAAUACAAGAAAUCACCGUCAAGUUUGUUUAUGUUAUCAAAACAAGACAACUACUUAAUAGUACAGCAAAAGUACAUUUUGAGUUUCGACAACAUUAAGAUUUACAUAAUUAUUGUUUGCUGGGAGGACAUCUACAGUCACUACAGCAUCCAGAGUAGUAACAAUGAUUACUUCUACCCAUAAUUUGCCAUUAUCGUCUUUAUUAUGAAAAGUUGUUGAUUUUGUGUUGUCUAGAUUAAACAAACUCGACGGCAAAUUCUUGCAUUGGCAGCUUUUAUCAUUUGUUUGCCCCCUGAGAAACCACGUGACAUUGCUAUUUUCCUACCAGUCCUUUAGCGCAAGCAAAGAUGGCGGGAAUCAUGAAUAAGGUCUAUUCUUGUAUUUUUUUUGUAGGAAACUAGAAGGCGUCAACAAGAGGAGGCUGCAUUAAGACGGCAACAACAAGUGAGAGAGACCAUUAUUCCAUAGCCUGGAAAACAGCGAUCUCUCCUUGCUCCUCUCACCUCUAGGCACAUUUGCCAGGAAAAGGGACAUCUGCUCGUCAGCGGCAGAAAUUCCAUACUGAUGAUGUAAAUUAUUGUUUACAUAAUAAAUCUGGUAGUCAUGGGCUUCCAAAUCUAAAUCCAUUUGAUUUAUGUUUCUCCUGGUCAAUUAUCAUAAAGUUUUGUUUUCUGCUGUGAACAAGCUCAAAUGUUUCUUCUAAAGAGGAAUAUAUUCCACAAAUAUUGCCUUUUUUGUAGUAGACUCAGUGUGUUUACAUUUGCCUUUUUGUCACUGUUUGCCUUUUAUCUGUCAUUUGUUAACAAUAGCUAAAACAAUAUAACUAUGCUGUUGAUCAAUCAGAGCUCCUGAUCAGAUUCUGGACAGAUUUUACAUCAUCAGUCUGGAAUUUCUUUUGCUGCGACGCCGUCAUCCCUCCUGGUGAAACGUCCCUAGUAAUGAGGGGCGAGGAGAGGUGGCUGUUUUCAUAGGCUAAUUAUUCUGGUAUUUCAGUAUUCAACAUUGAUUUACCGUUUUCUGCCAUUGUACAGCAUCACCAUAUUUCGCAAAGAUUUCAGAGGGCAACCAAGUGCGGUAAAUUUUCGCGUGCUGCAUGGGAGUUAGAUGUUGUGCUAAACUCGAGACAAUAGGAAGUCCCAGAGCAAAAACUUAGCCAGAUAUAUGACAUGGCUUCAAUAUUUACUCAUUUUUUUGCCCAUGUAAGACAACUUUAGAAGUUUUCAAUUGACACGAAAUUCAGGGAUUUAAUAGUACACGGAUCAAUUACUGUACUAAAAAAGUUUUGAAAAAAUCUAACGUCGAAUUUUGUUUUAAUUGCUGUUUUUGUGAAAGUAGCCUUAGAAUUGCAAAAAGAGCUCAGCAUUGUGUUUUACCCUGAUUUAUACAUUUUCAUGUGUUUCAAAAUCGCGCAAGUGUACUUGCAUUCAGCGGCUUCUUGAGUGUAAAAGGGUCAUUUGCAAAACAAAUGAGUGAUAAAACCUUUUCGGAAACAUGCAAAAUGUAGCAAAUAACUUAUACCCUUUUUAUAGAAAUUCCAAGAUAUCUUGAAAUUCCUCUUAUAGAUUUUUUUGAAACUUCACACAGCAGAAGACAUUUAUCCAAAGAAUACGUAGUGUAAAGCAUUUCAAAAGAAAAUGCCGAACAGGGCUGAAAUUCGAUUUAGAGCUAAAACCAUUGUGACGUCAUUGCCAUGUGACAUUUAUUCCAAUCGCCCAAAAAAUAAUACCAUGAUAAAGUUCACUGUAUUAGUAAAUCCAUGUCAUAAUCAUUUGCAAUACAGAUAGAUUUGUUUAAGUAUAAGAGAUUCAAAGAUGGAGGAUGUGCCUAUGAAAUACUGGGUUGAGCCACCUUAACACUAAGUAGUCUACAAGUGUCCAUGCAAGGGCUGAUCCAUACUCGUUUGCCUUUUGGGAUUUCUGUAAUUAUGUGGAUGUGGACUGUGCCUGUAUGUACAAAUUAUGUUAUUUUUGCAACGAAAAUAAAUUUAAGUAGGUUGAUUGAAUUAUGUCAUCAUAAAUAUUUACUAGUAAUUUAUAGUAUCAUAUAAUUUUUUUAUUUUAAUCAGUGUUACGACCUUUUACAAUAAUUAAUUAUAACAUUACCUUGGCACAGUUUGGAUUGAAGCUGAAAUCAACUCCAAUGACUAAAUUCUUGUGAAAAUUUGAAAUCAAUUCCAAAUGAUUUCUGUGAAUUGUUCCGGGAGUCCAAGAUUAAACAACAUAUCUACCAUACUGGCCAUUUUUCCAAAGUCCAAUGCACGUGAUUUUUCGUACCCUUAUUUAAGCGAAUUUCCAAAAAGAAACCGACUACUGAACUUUACCAAAGAUUCCCAAAAAUGUUCCUAGAAUGUAGCAGUGGGAAGCACCAAAUCUAAGUGCCAUCCUGCCAAGAUCACGCACAUCUUAGGAGAUUACAGAGGGGAGGUAUCAUGAGCCAUUAGCUAAUAACUUAGGAUUCAGAUGUGACAUUGAUCACCAUUCACUGGACUAUUUUGGGUAGAAUUGAUUCACCUUGUCACAUCAAUGGUCAGCGGACAAGUCAUCCAGAGUUAAGAGUAAUGCAUGUGAAAUUGAUCUAUAUGCAUGUGGUUGACCUUUUGGAUUCACAGGUGUGUGACACACACUUAAUGCAUGUGAGCUGGCAGGUAUAAUUAAUCAACACUUCUCUGUUGUGUUAAGGCUGAUAGUCGUGGAGUUAAAGAUCCAGAGAGACUUAAAAGACAGCAAAAAAGAAUAGAGGAAGCUGAGAAACAAGCACUAAAACAAGGCCCAUCAGAGGGAGGAUUAAAGGUGAACAUUGAGACUUUUUGGGUGUUUUCUUUAUUUUCCAUACUGUCAUCUCUUGAUAUGCAAUCAAUCCUAUCACUUUUUGUAUUAUAAUAAUAAUGAUAAAUUAUAAUAAUUAUAAUAAAUGUAAUUUAGCACAGGUGACCUCUUCAGCAUAAAAUGCUGAUAUCAAUGUGGGCCCAGUGGAAAAAGAAAACAACUGACCUAAAUUUUUUGUGCAUCACAAACCAACUUUGCAUUCAGUAUCUAUUUCAAGAGUAGAUAUACUGUCAACCCUUUACACAUGACACACGUUUUCACCAGUGACACCUCACUCAAACGUCAGAUCCCCAAAAGAUUCAGAACCCACGACUGUCUUGAAAACUCAGACUCAAACUUUGUUUGCCAGUUACAGUACGAAAACUGCAAAAACUUGAAAAUUAUAUCUCAGGAAUGUUUAUUGUGUUAUGACCAAUCACAGCAAAGAUCAGGACAUGCGAACUAUAGCCACAAAACCACAAACUAAUUAACGUUAUGGCUUGCAGUUCAGUUUUCUCACGCCUGAUUGGCUUUUUUCUUGCAACACAAAAACAUUCCAGAAAUACUUCUGGUGUUCACAGUUUUCCCAGUUUGACUGUAAUAAUAUAUUGACACUUAAGAAAAAAUGGUGCAUAUUGUGCAAGAAUCUAGACACUGACGGUAAUAAAAUUACUGUUAUGGCCAAGUGUGUAACUUGUUUGUUUUAGUGAUGACCAUGUCAUGACAUGGUAAAACUACAUGUAUCACAGGCUGAACUGUGUUGAAUUCUCCCAGCUCCCUCUCAUGUUUGUACCACUGUAAAGGCUAUGCAAACACAGAGAAAGUUUACUAUUGCUUAAUGGCAAGAAAGAAAAUGAUGAAACAAGAUUAAGUGUCUCUGUUUGAUUUUUAAUUUAAUAAAUAAAUCAGUGAUUGAAAGAAGCUGGUAUUCUUUAAUACUUGCCCUUUGGAAAAGUAGUCCUCAAACUGCGGCAGUUGUGUUUACGUUUCAGUAAUAUUAAUAGAUUUGCCAGGGCCUUUGCCCAAGGGGUAAGAGAUGAGUUUCCAUUUUUUCGAGCCCAGUUUGUUCUCCUCAUUAACUAAUUAAAAGUACCAUGAUUAGAAGGGAGACCAGCACAGAGAAUAUUCUUAUUGGUAUCAGUGUCACCGAAGGUUAAAAAUUAGAAGCUGUCUUCAUGUUAAUGAUGGAAGUAACAAUAUUUUAAUCUGACUCUUUUUCUCUUUGCAGUGGACUGUUGGCUGA